AUGGGUAUAGUACUCUCCAAGCUACGAAAGAUUUUCAACCGAAAGCCCGCCGAAUCAUUGAGCGCCCAUGGGCUUCACACACUCGAAAAUGGACCGCCGGAGGAGCCAACAUAUGUCCCGACCACGAUCAACGAGCCCAACACAACUACCGCUGCCACCACUCCACUGUUGAUCCUCGCAGGGCCUUCUGCCAGUGAGCCAACAAUAGAGAGUUUUCCAACUACGCGUGCGGUACCUAGUCAAUUCGUUUCGGCUCAGAUAUGUUCUCUAGUUAUUGAUGAUAUUGGUGUAACCGCCCGGACACUCGAUACACCCGCGGCUGAACCAGAUGAGAUCUCGCCGAGAUGUUCGACCGCUCCUCCAGAUUCAGAGCCCAUCAUGGAACCUACACAGUCGGAAGACAUGAAUCAGUUGGUAGGCUAUAAUCCAAGAUCUGAUACCACUUGUAGUGCCAGCAAGAAAGCGGUUACCUCGGUAAUGGUAGAUGGAAGUCCUUCUGCGCCUACCCGGGCACAAAGGCGAGGGAUGACUUCGACCCUUUGGGGACAAGCGGUUGAGGAGGUACGGAAGGAGUAUCCCGAGCAGCUGGAGGAAAAGAAGGACGCAGACUUCAAUCUGGCCACCUCUCUCAUCGGCUAUGUCGAAGACCAGAGGACGAAAAUUGACAAAUCAAGGCUUUAUUAUACUAAUAGCAAAAAAGAAAAGGUGUACUAUGCAGAAAUAUUUCUAACCCAGUUGGGAAAAUAUGCGACAAUUGGGGAUAUAGCUAUACAACAUCAUCCUGACGUUGUCGCUCUGGCGUGGUCAGGUUUCAGAUUACUUUUAGAUUUUGGAUUGGCUUACUACAAGAGGAUGGCUCUAAUAUCCUCCAGCCUAGGGUAUCUUGGUUGGGUUAUACGCUGCUGCGAAAUAUAUGAGGCGCUGUAUGGGGGGGCGGAGUAUUCAUCUAUCACUGAUCUAAAGAAAACUCUUGUCGACCAAUAUGUCUCAAUCCUACGUUAUCUUAUUUAUGCAAAACUACACGUCAAUAAGUCUACCAAAGGUAACUACCUCAUUAAUCUAUUGUACACACUAUUCUUGACAUUUAAGUGA
Messenger RNA from Morchella importuna, 1092 nucleotides. RefSeq lists its product as uncharacterized. The record is from RefSeq and is a predicted model, not a curated record. Bases 1 to 1092 code for a protein of 363 amino acids. Lineage: Eukaryota; Fungi; Ascomycota; Pezizomycetes; Pezizales; Morchellaceae. The transcript has 3 exons.